AUGAAUGUAUUAGGUACUCCCGAGUUACGUCUUUCUGCGACACAAACACUUAUAGAAUAUUCACUCUCUCCGCUCCAUCAAAAAGAGGCGUUUGAGUUGAUGGCGGCAUUAGAGAAAUAUCAGGACUUCCCAGCAAUUUUACUUCGACUGUGCCCGACACAACGUGACGACAUUCACAUGUCGAUCACUUUAAUGAUUCUGAAGAAAGAGAUGGACGCGUUGUGUCCUUUAGACCCUGUGGAAGUCACGAAGUACCUUUUGACUCUUCUCCCCGCCUGCCAACCACAAACACAAAAGUGCGCCAACACACUCCUCACACACUGUUUUAUGGCAUCGCCACUCACAUCACAAAUGAUCAUUCAAUUUGUAUUCCAAGCACUUCAAAAUGUGCAGAUCAAUGCAUUCAUCCCACUCAACUUGUUUUGUCUUGUUAUUACCGAUCACUUCGAGGAGUUGAAUAGCUCUUAUUACAACUUCAUCCAACAAAUCCUUCAAAUUGUAUUAACCAAUUUUUGCAAUUACAACUGUAACGUCAAGGCUUUGGUCAUCUCCGUGUUUACUCAACUUCUGGUGUUCGAGGCGCCCUUUCUCUCGAAUGUGUUGAACACACUCUUUGUGACAUUCUGUGACAAUAUUCCAGAUGAUGUCGAAUACCGAAUGUCUGUGUGCACCUUCUGCACGAUGUUGCCAUCGAUGAACACCAAAUAUGGGAGUGCUAUACCCGACAUCAACAACGUCUUAAAAAUCACUGACGUGUUCUUCCAUGAUGUACACGACAAAGUCUUUGUCGAGGCUCAUGAAAUAGUUUUGGCUUAUGUCGAGUUCUAUCCUGAGCAAGUCGUCCAAUUCUUAAUCAAUGAAAUGCCACUUCUGUACAAGAGAUGUUUACUUACAGACGCAUUAAUUAGAGUCGAAGAGGAGAAUGAAGCACAGAGGAAGAAAGAUGGGGUGCUUCUUCAAGACGAUGAAGUGGAUAACAGCGUUCGUGGGUGCACCUUUGCAAUGUUCGACGUGAUUAACUCGACAUUUGGCGAUGACGUUAUACUUCCAUUUAUACAGAGUUGGGUUGCUGUAUUCCGGAAUGAAUAUCAAGUGAGUCACGACUGGAAGUGUCUUGAAUUGCUCCUGAAAUUCUUAGCGGAUUCCUCCGUCUAUUUGGACACCGAAAGAUUCUUAAAGGCGAUGCCUGAAUUGGCUGUGUUACCCGUGCAAAAUCUGAAUAGUGAAAUACCACUGAUUAAAGUGAGUUGUUUGGAGUAUAUUGGAUACAACCCUUUGAUAGUGUCGUCGAACAGUAAAGAGAUAGUGAACCAAAUCUACCAAUACUUACUCAGAAACAUCGGAGAUACUAAUUACACUGUUUCAUGCACUGCACUGCACACUCUUGCGAAAUUGGCAGAUUCUAAUGUGUUUGAGGAACACAACGACGAGCUUUUAAAAAUGUUUGUGCCGAUGGUACGACGUGCGAAGGGACAAGUCUUAUUCAAUGUGUGUGAAUUGAUAACGAAUGUGAUCAGUUUAGACAGAGAUCAGUAUAUAAAAUACCAAGACGACAUUCAAAAAGAGUUGGCGCAAGCCAUUUACGAGAACAUGGGGAGUGAGGAUUUGGUCGACAUGUGUUUGACAACGAUAUUUAGCAAUGUGAUGCUAUUCGAGAGGACCACAAACGAGUUAUCGAGUGUUUUGAUUAAACUCUCAUUCGACACAAUUUCAAAUUACUUAGGAACUGAUGACAUUAUAAACCAAAGUUUAAGACUCCUCUCGCGAUUAUAUCAGCAGAACACAGACUUCGUUUCGAAUUUCAUUAAUACCAACAAAGACACCUUUUUCAAGUUGUUUGAAUUGUGUUUGCCAAAUGACAAUGGGAAAGUCAUAGAAGACUCUUUUGGGUUCUUGGGAGACAUAGUCGAGAAGUGCAGUCAAUUUGUAUUAGAACAUAAAGAGUACUUCAUGCAAGUCUCAAUGAAAAAGUUGAAGACAUUUAAAGAUCGAACAAUAUGUUCUGUUGUGUGGUAUUUAGUUAUGGUUGAAACGUUCCUCCCACAUAUUAUUAAGUCUGUAUUACCAGACAUUCUAUCUGCUUUAAUACAGACUUUACAGUCAAAAACUAUCGAUGAAGAUGUUCAGAAGAAUGUCUUGCUCUUCUCCGCAAAGGCCAUUUCAAUUGAUCCAAACAGUGUUUUGCCCUUCUUCCAAUUACUUACGAACAACACUUUUAAAAGUGUGUUGCAGAUCAAAAGAAAGUUAUUUGUCUUCGAGACACUCGUUAACUUUGCCGGAGUGAUAAUCAAGUACCCCGAUCUGUUUCUUGUCAACAAAGAAGUCCUUCUCGUUGUCUACAAAACCGCAUCAAGUGCCUUUCCGGAGUUAUCGGAAGUGUGUCAGAAAGUGCUUUCGUCGCUAUCAAAGUGA
Molecule: messenger RNA, 2412 nt
Organism: Entamoeba invadens IP1
Lineage: Eukaryota; Evosea; Mastigamoebida; Endamoebidae
Exons: 1
Coding region: 1-2412 (803 amino acids)
Source: RefSeq, a predicted model, not a curated record